UCAGGGGGGUGAAGAGGGGGAGGGCGGUGGCCUGGUGGCUGGUGCGGUCCUCCCUCCUGUGUCUCCCCGAAGCUGCCCCGCGAGCCCUCCCGGGGACUGAUGGGCUGGACCUGCCGGGGAGGCGACGGCUGCCGCGUGGACCGGGCUGAAAUCCUCGGGGGCUGCCCCGCAAGGGUAGCUCCGCGCCCCCAAGCUUUCCCCUGCUAGCCCGGGGGCGCACGGUGAAGGCACGAAGGUGUGCUAAUGCUGAUCACGGGCCCUCACAGUUGGGAGAGUCUGGGCCUUUCAUAGUUUCUCUGCAGAGAGCCAGACAAGGAGAGGACAUGCUUCUGCCAACUUUGCCUUCGCCCAGCACAUAAUCAGUCACAGAAGUUUGGGCUUCUUUGAGAACACCCACCCAGUGCUCCCAGACAAGGGAGAGAGGAGCUCGAGCGGGCUUCCCAAACACGCCUCUGUUCAAGGGGCCCAAAGCCUGUAGAGGAUUGUGGGACUUCUCUACCAGCUUCUUGAAGGUUGAAGAGUCUAUCAUCCUGGUUUGAGGGGCACAAUCUCUCCUCUUAAUGAAAGAAGGCAUUGAGAAUGGAUUACUGCAGCCAGACCACUCUAGUCCCAUGUGGACAAGAUAAAUACAUUUCCAAAAAUGAACUUCUGGUACAUCUGAAGACCUACAAUUUAUAUUACGAGGGUCAGAAUUUGCAGCUACGGCACCGUGAGGCUUAUCUUCCAUUAAAAUCCUACUUCAAUGCCUCAUCAUGGUGUGGAGGUGACCCUGGUUCGUGGAGGAUGUGCCAGUUGAAAGUUGAUUUUUGGCAGCUGCUGCCAAGCUGGAAAGGCUUUGAGGAAGAAGAUGAGUUCAUUGUGGAGGGAUUAUUGAACAUCUUCUGGGGCCUGCGCCGGCCUAUCCGUUUGCAGAUGCAAGAUGACAAUGAACGGAUUAGGCCCCCUCCCUCCUCUUCCUCUUGGCACUCUGGCUGCAACCUGGGAGCCCAUGGGUCCAUGAUGAAGCCCGUUGCCAUCCCAGAUAUUCAGAUUACAGACACGGAUGCAGCCCCUGGAAGUGACAGGAGGCUUAGCCCAACAGGUACCAGAGACCUGAAGGCCCUACAAGAAGACACACCUCAGCUGAUGAGGACACACAGUGACGUUGGGGUUCGGCGCCGUGGCAACGUGCGCACCCCUAGUGACCAGCGGCGCAUCAAGCGGCACCGUUUCUCCAUCAAUGGCCACUUCUACAACCAUAAGACCUCUGUGUUCACCCCAGCCUACGGCUCCAUCACCAAUGUCAGGAUUAACAGCACCAUGACAACGCCUCAGGUCCUCAAGCUCCUACUCAAUAAAUUUAAGAUUGAAAAUUCUGCAGAGGAAUUUGCUUUGUACAUCGUUCAUACCAGUGGAGAGAAACAGAAGCUAAAGGUCACAGAUUACCCCCUGAUUGCCAGAAUCCUCCAAGGCCCAUGUGAACAGGUGUCUAAAGUCUUCCUUAUGGAAAAGGACCAAGUGGAAGAGGUCACCUAUGAUGUGGCCCAGUACAUAAAAUUCGAAAUGCCAGUCCUGAAGAGCUUCAUUCAGAAACUCAAAGAGGAAGAGGACCGGGAAGUAAAGAAACUAAUGCGCAAAUAUACGGUGCUCAGACUAAUGAUUGAACAGAGAUUAGAGGAGAUAGCAGAAAGCCCGGCUACCAUCUAAACCGGGGGUGGGAAACCGCAUGUGGCCUGGAGGCCCUUCUGGAAACAGAUGAGUCUUAAGCCUUUGUUUACAUGAAGAAAUACUGAGAUGGAGAAGGAUGGGGGCUUCCUGAAGGGCCUUGAAAAACCCUUCCCUCAACCUGGAACUUUCUGAAUACAAAACCCCUGACAGUCUCCCUCCUUUUCUUGGACCAGAAGCAGAUGCACCAGCAGACAGCUCUUGGACACUCCCAAUCAGCUCUUUUCCCUCUCUGGGAGAGGACCUUGAUUUGUGGUGUCUAGAGAACCUGACCUUGUGAAUGUUUGUGUGUAUAUGUGUGUAUGUGCAUUUGUGUGAGAGGGCACUUACACGUAUGUUUGGGGUAGGUGGAAGAGGGAAGAAGAGAGAUGUAUGUAUGUGUUUUGGGAGUGGGUGGGAGUGGGGAAUGGUCUUUUUUAAUAUUCAGAGUAUUUUCACAUGCAGUUUAAAAAUUCCAAACAACCAGCAACUGGGCUAUGAAUCUGGUAGAAAUGAUGGCUUCAGACCUGGAUCAUGUGUUCUGAUAGAUUUAGGCUGACGUAAGGGCCAGGGUUCCAGGAUUAGUUAGGGCUCUUGAUUAGACGAGAGGCUAGUUUCUCAGAGAUCCUGGUUCCUGUGACUCUCAUUCGAAAUGAUGCCACCAUUUGGGGAAUUAUUACAUAUUAGCAUUUAAAGAUGAUUUGUUCUCUUUAUUUCACUGAGGGUGAAACUGAGGCACAAAGAACAGAAGGAAGUGUUGAAGGCCACACAGGUAGCUGUGUGUCAGGAUUCAAAUCCAGGUCUAAUGGUUCAGAACUCUUUCCAUGACAUCACACUUACCUCUUUAAUAUGGGAGUAGUCAAGGUCAGGAUCUCCAGUUAGAUCUGACAGAUGUGCAAAAAUUGGCUGAGGGACAAAUCCUUGCCGGAUUUCUUUAAAAAAAUGUUUUUAAAUUUAAAUUUUUUUCAAUUAAAAAUAUAUUUCCUAUCUUUCCUACUCCC
Phascolarctos cinereus (koala) is the source of this 2684-nucleotide messenger RNA. It is a transcript of the gene RASSF2, whose product is annotated as Ras association domain family member 2. Gene Ontology annotation, biological process: positive regulation of protein kinase activity; positive regulation of JNK cascade; regulation of non-canonical NF-kappaB signal transduction. The record is from RefSeq and is a predicted model, not a curated record. Lineage: Eukaryota; Metazoa; Chordata; Mammalia; Diprotodontia; Phascolarctidae. Gene Ontology annotation, cellular component: nucleus; cytoplasm.